GAGCUAUGCACAAUGACGCAACAAUGGGCAGACAAACUGUCGUUUGCCCAGGACCUUGCCCACAGCGGCAACAAGUACAAGGGCAUCCGAGUCGGGGAGAACAUUGCCAUGAAAUGGACGUCCAACAAAGCUGUGUACAGACGUAAGUUGUACAUUGUACAUGUGCAGACGCGAUGAGUGCAAUGGGGAGUCGUGAAUUGUACAUGUACAUGAACAUAUGGUGGAACCCCGCAAAUCAUUUUGUAAGGUAUAAAACUAAGGAGAACACUGGUCGUUAAAGCCUUUUUAAACGACAGCACUAAACAACGAACGUAUUGGCCAAAAGCCGUCUUUGGUGGACAAUGAAAAAUGAAAUGUAAAAUAACAAUUACUUUUAAAAUAUUUACCUCGUAACAUAUAAAAGCUGAUAUAUGUUUUGGUUUGAGAGCAAGCGAUCGUUUGAGACUAUCUCCCGAUGGUAUGAGAGCAAGCGAUCGUUUGAGACUAUCUCCCGUUGGUAUGAGAGCAAGCGAUCGUUUGAGACUAUCUCCCGUUGGUAUGAGAGCAAGCGAUCGUUUGAGACUAUCUCCCGUUGGUAUGAGAGCAAGCGAUCGUUUGAGACUAUCUCCCGUUGGUAUGAGAGCAAGCGAUCGUUUGAGACUAUCUCCCGUUGGUAUGAGAGCAAGCGAUCGUUUGAGACUAUCUCCCGUUGGUAUGAGAGCAAGCGAUCGUUUGAGACUAUCUCCCGUUGGUAUGAGAGCAAGCGAUCGUUUGAGACUAUCUCCCGUUGGUAUGAGAGCAAGCGAUCGUUUGAGACUAUCUCCCGUUGGUAUGAGAGCAAGCGAUCGUUUGAGACUAUCUCCCGUUGGUAUGAGAGCAAGCGAUCGUUUGAGACUAUCUCCCGUUGGUAUGAGAGCAAGCGAUCGUUUGAGACUAUCUCCCGUUGGUAUGAGAGCAAGCGAUCGUUUGAGACUAUCUCCCGUUGGUAUGAGAGCAAGCGAUCGUUUGAGACUAUCUCCCGUUGGUAUGAGAGCAAGCGAUCGUUUGAGACUAUCUCCCGUUGGUAUGAGAGCAAGCGAUCGUUUGAGACUAUCUCCCGUUGGUAUGAGAGCAAGCGAUCGUUUGAGACUAUCUCCCGUUGGUAAGAGAGCAAGCGAUCGUUUGAGACUAUCUCCCGUUGGUAAGAGAGCAAGCGAUCGUUUGAGACUAUCUCCCGUUGGUAAGAGAGCAAGCGAUCGUUUGAGACUAUCUCCCGUUGUAAUUGAAGUGUAAUAUCUGAACCAAGAUGAAGCGUGUGCAGAUCAUUAGAUCAGGCCUGCACAACAUACGGCCCGCGGGCCGCAUGUGGCCCACCAGAACGAGGUAACGAAAAACUCUUUAGUCUUAUUAUUUUCUUAAUAUCUUUCCCCCUGACAUAUAUUCUUUUGGCCCGCACAAGUCAUGCCCUAUUAUCUUUUGGCCCGCACAAGUCAUGCCCUAUUAUCUUUUGGCCCGCACAAGUCAUGCCCUAUUAUCUUUUGGCCCGCACAAGUCAUGCCCUAUUAUCUUUUGGCCCGCACAAGUCAUGCCCUAUUAUCUUUUGGCCCGCACAAGCUUUUUAUAAUGUAUUACGGCCCGCCUUACAUUUUUUACAUAUAAUCAUGAUUAUAAUGGAAAGAUAUGAUGUAAUCAUGAUUAUAGUGGACAGAUAUGAUGUAUAUAUGUCCUGAUACCCUUCUGCAGCCGAUGAAGUCUGUGACCAGUGGUACAACGAGGUCAAGAACUUCCAGUUCGGAGUCGAACCCACGGCGCCCAUCGUAACUGCAGGUGAAUGUCCGGGUUUGUGUCGACUGGAUGUUAUGGGGCUGGUCAACCUGGCUUCGGGGAUGCAUGCCAUGUCCUCGUGUCAUUGAGUGCGGUAACACCCCCUCCCCCCAACCCUCCCUACCCCCGCCAUUCAACAAGAUUCAUGCGAUUUGUGAAAACAAUAGAGACGAACAAAAAAAUGUAUCAUUAGAUAUAUAAUUUAUUUUUUAAUGUCCUGGUAUUAUCCUUUUCUUAAGCAGACAUCAUGAGCAUCAGACAAAAACAAGUGGAUAUUCUUGCGCCUUCGAUAAGUCAUGAUUACCUCCAACCCCAACCCCCCCCUCCCAACUGUUUAACGCGGGUGUCAGGCAGGGGCGUCAUUUCAAUUUUUUCACGAGUGGGGGGUGUAACCCAAAACGUGUCGGCUUGUUAAGUUGUUUAUCACUGUCGGCGCCACAGUACACAGCAAUUUAAAUAAGACCUAAAAAUUCAGGAGGGAGGGGGGUGGGGGGAAAAUGCCCCACCCUGCCCUACCCAAAUGACGUCCUUGGCUUCAGGGUUGGGGGGGGGGGGGGGGGGGGGGGGAUCUGCUCUCUUUUCAGGAUAAUUUGAAGGAAUUCCGAUAACAAACAAUUUUAAAUAUUAAACAAGACACUGGUCAUGACGUCAUCUACUUUUAAGAAGUCGGAUUGAUGCCUAUCCUAAACCACCAAAACGCUAUAUUCACUCCUUCCGGUGGUCACCAAAUUGUUACAACGUCAAGAGGGAGCGUAAUUUAGAAUUUGAAAUGGGAUUUCAGGGGAAAGAACCAUAUAAAUAAUUACGAAGAGGGUGAAGAGAGUUAUUUCCCUUGAUUCAAUGGAAGUUUUCUGACAAGGCUUGAUUAAAACUUAUUUGAUAGGAAAAGGUAUAGUCGUACAAGAUUGUACAUGAUCACGUGGUGCGUGUGUGCACCAAACUCUUUAACAGACUAGUUAUUUCGGAAGCAAACGGUGGAAAAAAAGAUGGAUAGUGUCUGAUUGUGAAUUGGUUUUUGUGGUAGGUGAUUGGUGGAUGGUUGUGAAGAGAGGGUUUUUGUGGUAGGUGAUUGGUGGAUGGUUGUGAAGAGAGGGUUUUUGUGGUAGGUGAUUGGUGGAUGGUUGUGAAGAGAGGGUUUUAGUGGUAGGUGAUUGGUGGAUUGUUGUGAAGAGAGGGUUUUAGUGGUAGGUGAUUGGUGGAUGGUUGUGAAGAGAGGGUUUUUGUGGUAGGUGAUUGGUGGAUGGUUGUGAAGAGAGGGUUUUUGUGGUAGGUGAUUGGUGGAUGGUUGUGAAGAGAGGGUUUUUGUGGUAGGUGAUUGGUGGAUGGUUGUGAAGAGAGGGUUUUUGUGGUAGGUGAUUGGUGGAUGGUUGUGAAGAGAGGGUUUUUGUGGUAGGUGACUGGUGGAUGGUUGUGAAGAGAGGGUUUUUGUGGUAGGUGAUUGGUGGAUGGUUGUAAAGAGAGGGUUUUUGUGGUAGGUGAUUGGUGGAUGGUUGUGAAGAGAGGGUUUUAGUGGUAGGUGAUUGGUGGAUGGUUGUGAAGAGAGGAUUUUUGUGGUAGGUGAUUGGUGGAUGGUUGUGAAGAGAGUGUUUUUGUGGUAGGUUUUUGAAGGGGGUCGUGAUAAGUGAGGAUGUAGCGACUAUGACGAAAGCCUUCCAUUGUCAGUCGUAACUUAACUAUACGACGAUCCACCUAACAAGUACUUCCAUUUUUUUUUUCCGGUUCACUUGAGGUCACUUCACGCAGAUGGUCUGGCGGAACUCCACGGAGAUCGGUGUGGGCCGGUCCCAGGCCAAAGAUGGCCGCUCAAUUGUUGUCAUUAGUUACUUCCCGCCGGGGAACGUCAUGGGCGAGUUCAUCUCCAACGUCCUCCCAGUUCAUGACGUAUGACAGUGUCACGUGAUGGCGAUGACAUAGGAUCAUGUCACGUGAUGGCGACCUACGAUGGGAAAUGAUCUU
This is a messenger RNA of Lymnaea stagnalis (great pond snail), 3738 nucleotides long. The record is from the annotation of a GenBank genome assembly. NCBI's taxonomy places the organism in Eukaryota, Metazoa, Mollusca, Gastropoda, Lymnaeidae.